Diorhabda sublineata is the source of this 5888-nucleotide messenger RNA. RefSeq names its product rabankyrin-5. Gene Ontology annotation, molecular function: protein binding; metal ion binding. Bases 116 to 3508 code for a protein of 1130 amino acids. The transcript has 16 exons. Lineage: Eukaryota; Metazoa; Arthropoda; Insecta; Coleoptera; Chrysomelidae. The record is from RefSeq and is a predicted model, not a curated record.
GCAAAUGUCAAAUGUCUAAUUUUUAGAGGUUAAAAUUUUUGGGGUGGUUUAAAGAAAACAAUAAUAAAUAUCUCACCAAUAAUUGUUUUUUAUUCUAACAUAAAAAGUACACAACAUGGCUCAAUCAUCAGAAGUUAUAAAACUCCAGCAACAUUUAUCUUUGCUGAAACAAGAAUAUUCGAAACUUCUAACUAAAUACAGAGAUAUAGAAUUUAAAUACAACAAUCUGGUAGCUUCAGAUAUUAAAAAUACGGAAGAUACAUUUGCUUCGAGACUUUUGAAGAUGAUUAACAACCUCUACGAUUCAGAAACGUAUAGUGAUAUAAAAAUCAAACUAAAAGAUCGAGAAAUCAACGGCCACAAACUAGUAUUAACCGCUAGAAGUAGUAUGUGGAACGAAAACGUUUUAAUGAAUAAAAAAGAAUUAGAUUGGACCGAAAUUGAUCCAGAAGUUGCCAAUUCCAUAGUUUUGUGGUUGUACACCAACAAUUUAAAUCUAUCAUCUUCAAUUUUAACAUUGAAUCUAAUCAAGAAAGCACACGAGUUUCAAUUGAACAGCUUAGUCGAGCUAUGUGAACAGUUUUUAAUAUCUGUGGUAAACAUACGAUCAUGCGUUAAAUUUUACUCGGUAGCCGAGGAAAUAGAUGCGAUCAAUUUAAGGGAAUACUGCUCUGGUUUGAUUUCAACUCAUUGGGAUGAUCUCAAUUCAUCAGAUUUCGAUCAUAUGUCAGGACCUUUAUUGUACAAGAUGUUGAAAAGCAAAACACAAUUACCCUUACAUUCUGCUGUUAGAUUGCAAAGGGAAGACGUAGUGUUUCUGUGUUUGGUGGAAAAUUCGUCUAAGUUAACGGAUAUAGUGAACCUCUGGAGCCCCAACGGAGAGCUUCCUCUAGAUUUAGCACUUAGGUCUCACAACGAAAGUAUAGCAGUCACUUUAGUACAACACAACGCAGACAUCAACAUGAGAGAUAAUAAUGGGGAUACUCUAUUACAUCGAGCCAUCAAAACGGAAGAUUCGUUUUCGGCGAUGUUUUUAUUGGAACAAAAUUGCGAUGCAACUUUAUCUACGAGAAAUGAAAAUGAUUCGCCGUUACAUCUAAUCGCAGGGGCUAAUAAUAUCGAAAAUUGCGAGAAAAUAGCCGAGAAGUUGAUUAAUAGAAAUGUCAACGUCAACGCUCAAAAUCGUCAAGGAUUUACUUCUCUUCACAUCUCUAUCCAAGCCGACAACAAACCGAUAUUCCUAUUACUCCUGAAACAAGAUUAUAUCAACGUGAAUCUGAAAACGAACGAAGAACACACCCCGCUAUAUUACGCUUUGUUGAAAUACGAAUCCGGUGACGAUAGCGAAGAAUCUUACGCGGUUCAACUGCUCAAACACGACGUCCAAACCAAUCCGUUGUAUUCUUCGAAUCGCAACAGUUUAUUGCAAGUGCUCAUUUUAGCGGGAGCUAGAAAAGCCGCCGUAUAUUUAUGUCAACAUUUGGCGGGAUAUUUGAAUCACGCUAAUGCAGAAGGUGAAACCGCUUUACAUUUUGCUUGUUCGAAAAAUUAUAGCGAUCUAGUUAAGGCGUUAUUAAAAAACGGUUGUAAUCCGAAUUUGUUGACGAAUGAAACUCGUCAAACGGCUUUACAUUACGCCGUUAAAAAUAAUGCCGAAGAUUCGAUUUUGUCUUUGGUCGAAUAUAAUGAACAAAUCGAAAAUUCCGAAACAUCCAAGGACGAUAAAAUAAUGUGCGAUUUCCAUUGUCGAGAUAUAAACGACGAAACGCCGAUUUGUCUUGCUCUCACCGAAAAUCGCAAUAAUCUAGUACCGGUUUUAAUAAAGGGUAAAGCCGACAUAAACGUACGUAAUAAUUACGAUCAAUCUUUAUUACAUCAAGCCAUUAUAAAAGAAGACCCGAAAACCGCCAUAUUUUUAUUGAAUCACGGCAUCGACUUCAACGCAAUAACCACCGAAGGAGAAACUCCUUUACAAUUAGCCAUCCAUUGUCGUUUAGGCGAAGUAGUCGACGAUUUGUGUACGAGAGGUGUUGAUAUGUCGGCGCCGGAUAGAUUAGGUAAUUGCGCCCUUUGGGCAGCUCUAGAUUCCGAUCAAGAAGACAUCGCUAGUAUACUCGUCAAACACGGAGCUGAUACGGAUUGUUGGGGUCCGGGACCUGACGGUUGCCGUCAGACGCUUCUUCAUAGGGCGAUAGACGAAAAUAAAGAAUCCGCGGCUAUAUUUUUAAUUCAAUCCGGUUGCGAUUUGAAUUCGCCCAGAAUGCCCGGUCAUAACGGCGAGGGUGGCGAAGAGGCUAAAGAUAAAAAAUCACCCCUACAUCUUUGUUGUCAAUGGGGAUUGGAACCUGUAGUUAGGACUUUAGUGGAACACAGGGCGAACGUUAAUAUCAGAGACGCCGAAAAUAAAACUCCUUUACAUAUAGCAAUCGAAAAUAAUCAGGACGAAAUAAUAUCCUUGUUGAUAAGCGUACCGGAAAUUGAUUUGAGUCUAAGGGAUAAGAGUGGUUUGAGUCCUUUCGCUACUGCCCUUACUUAUAGGAAUAAUAAAGCCGCUCAGGCGAUUUUGGAUAAAUUACCCAACGCCGCAGAACAGUUCGAUUCGAAGGGUCAAAAUUUUCUUCAUAUAGCAAUAAAAAAGGGAGACAUAGAAAGUGCCUUAUUUUUGUUGACGGUGCAAGUUGAUGUUAAUUCGAGGGUACAGGAUCCCAUGCUAACGCCCCCGAUACAUUUAGCCGCCAGAUCUGGUAACGAAACUUUAGUUAGGAGUUUGAUACUUGCCGGAGCCAGAGUGGACGAUAGAGAUGCUCAAAAACGAACCGCUUUACAUAUAGCAGCAGAAGCAGGAAACGCUCCCGCCGUCUUGGCGCUUUUACAAAACGACGCCGAUUACGAUGCCGUAGACGUCGAAAACGAUAACGCUUUACAUAUCGCAGUCAGAGAAGGACAUUUGAACGUCGUUAGAACCUUAUUAAUUGAAUCGACAAUAGACGCCGAAGCAGUCAAUUUGAAAGGUCGGAAUCCCUUACACGAAUUAUGUAAAUACGGUAAAGACAACGCGGCUGCGAUUUGUGAAUUAUUUUUAGAAUGUAUGCCGAAUUAUCCUAUAAAUAGCCCCGAUUUAAUGGGAAAUUCGCCUUUACUGUUAGCAUACAUGAAAGCGAACGCGAACUUGUGCCGAAUAUUGGUGUCGAAAAAAGCUUGUUUAUCUUCGGAAAAUUCCGAAAGGGUGACUAUUUUUAAUUAUCAGGUACCUACUAAGAGACUUCUUUAUCGUCUUCUCGACACGCUCUCUCAGCCCGCACCAUGGACGACGACGGAUUCUUGUCAAGAAUGCGGUAAACAUUUCACCCUCACGGUACGCAUGCAUCAUUGUCGUCAUUGCGGCCGAGCACUUUGUACUAAAUGUUCGGAAAAAGAAGUACCGAUUCUCAAAUUCGGCGAAAACAAACCGGUUCGAGUUUGUAACGUUUGUUUUGAUGUAUUAAAAACAGGAGGUAGUCAAUUUUAACGAAAAUUUUAUUGGAUAAAAAGAAUAUAUACUCAACAACAAAAAAAAUGACAUCAAAUUUUAUCUUAUUAUUUUGUUAAAUUAUUUUAUCAAUUCAAAGUAAUAAUUAGUUAAUUUGUAAGUUUCAUACAAAAUCCGCCAAAAAGAAUUUUCUUUCAUUAUUAACGAAAAAAUACAAAGAAAAAGCAAGAAAAUAACACAUUUUUAAAAUACUAUCUUUCAUUUGUAGAGAUUAAACCUUUGAUAUACUUCACUGGCAUCUUCACGAAGAGUAUUUGGUUUAAGUUACUAGGUUACUAAAUUAUCUCACAAAUGCUUUAUCCGCAGUAUUCGAAAACCGUCUCUAGGAGUACUUGGUCGAUGUACUCCUAGCAAUCAGAGCUCCAUUAUAAAUGAAAUGAAUUCCACUCCAAAUCAUAAGUGAUCUUUUGAAAGGUAGGAAUUCUCGAAGAAAACAUUGAGCAAAUCCUCCAAUCGUCGUCACACUCUAUUUCGAUUGUUUGAGUGAUAUGGAGGAUAACAACAGUUCCUCAUUGCUCUACAUUCCAAGCAGAAUGCUGAUCGAUGAAUAAUCGAUUUUCCAGGAAUUGGCCUCGUCUCUAGUCGCCUUGAUGCAAUUCCAUGCUUCUUCAGUUUACUUCGUAUUGUGGAGGUGUUGAAUGACUGUUUCUCCAAUCAGUAGCUCGUUUCUGUAUGGACUUAACCCCCAUACAUAACCAGGUUACUCACAAAAACAAAAUACUUUACUCACAAUUAGCUUCUAAUACGAAAAAUAUAAGGUGUCCAGAUUUUUUGCUGUUAAGUUGUUUUUAAUGGAAGUUGAGGUUAGGACUGAGUCUAUUCCCACUAUGUUGGUAGUUUUGUUAAAAAACAUUUUUAUUAUUUUAAAGUAAAUUUUUUUAAAAAUACUCCUUUUAUUAUACACUGCCCUUUAAAAAAAAAGAUUACUUUGUAUUUGCAACAAUUUUCAAUAAAAAAAUUCCUGUGCGUGUAUGUAUGGAUUUUGGGGUAUCGUAUACACUGCGACCCAAAAGAUCUAUCAUGUCCCCCUUUCUUGCUGCGAUACUGAACAAUCCAGUGUUGUCUCAGCCACUGUAGGUUGUCCCAAUAAGUAGUUUUGCUCCUAUCUACCUUCUUUUACAAUGUUUUUUUCCAUUGUUUUGUAGCUGAUACUACAGAAGGGUUUAAAUCCCAUGAAGGGCUUGUUUGCCCCCAUUUUAUAGAGUUUAUCAGCAAUUUCAUUUCUCUCCACUCCAGUGUGCCCCAGAACUUUAUUUUUCUUGCUUAGUACAUUUAAUUUUUCGAGGCAAUCCCAAACGAGUUUACAUUUUAUGAUAUUAGAGCUUGGCUGCUGGGCUAUGGAAGAGGAUGAUGAUCUCUAGUUUGCAAUAGCUCCUCUCUAGAUUUAACUGAACAUAUUUUUCAAUUGCAUUGAUUCUGGUUGAAAAAUGAUUAGUGCACUGCUCAGACUUUCAGAGUAUUUGGUUCUGGGCCCAUAUACUACUAUUCUCUGUUGCUUUAGAUCCGUCCUUAAAUCAUUCAAUGGCAUUUCUGUUCAUUUCUUGUAUGGUGUUUUGGUCCCACUUGCUUUUACAGCCCUUCUUUUUUGAUACAACGCUUAGUGAAGGUUUUUUCUUGGUGAUUCCGUUUCUGAACAUUCUAAGUGAUGUUUUCUUUGCAACGCUUUCCAUUACUAUGUGGAGAGGUGGGAGAUACUAGAUCAGAUACUAAAAUUUUACUUGAUUUUUUCAAGUUAAAGACACAUCUUGGUCACAUCAGACUGAAUCAGCUGAACUUCAUCUGCGAAUGCUUUUCAUCAAGAAAUUUUGCUUGCAUUGCACUGUUUCAUGUCAAACAGCCUUAGCCUUAGACCUUGCUUAUUCGAUACAAAACGAUUCUUGCAUUUUAUCAAAUUCAAAUGUUUAGCAAAAAGUACAGGAAAAAUUUUGGUAUGGAAAUUAAACCAGAAAAAAACUAUUCUAUUGCUAGUUUUAAUCAUAUAAAUUAUUUUGGGGGCAUUUUCUGGUACUAUUGUCAUUUUAUGAUAUCUGCGCUGUUAUUCAAAAUUAAAAUUCCCAAUUAUAUAGAAUUUUAUAAUUGUUGAAGAAUCUGUCCUGCAUUGUUUGAUAUACGAGGGCAAGUGAAAAGUAUAAUAGAAAAUUAUACAUUCCCUGUAAUAAAACUUUAUUUUUUAUUAUUAUUUUAUUUCUAUGUGCAUACUUAAAUUAUAUAUUCAUUUUCUUUGCUUUAUUAUAUCUAUUGAAAAAUUUGUAUCUAAAAACAAAAAUUUAUUUCGCAUUUUUUAAGAAGAAUGUUAUCUCUAAUACUUUAUAUUAUAUUAUUAUAAAUAAUUGAUUAUUUAUUAAUUAAAAUCAUUAUA